Messenger RNA from Coccidioides immitis RS, 1085 nucleotides. RefSeq lists its product as uncharacterized. Bases 1 to 450 code for a protein of 149 amino acids. Lineage: Eukaryota; Fungi; Ascomycota; Eurotiomycetes; Onygenales; Onygenaceae. The transcript has 3 exons. The record is from RefSeq and is a predicted model, not a curated record.
AUGGUGAAGCUCGCGCUCAGUGCCGUGGCCCUUUCUCCCCUGCUUGCCAUAGGACGGGCAGUCGCAGUCCCAGUGGAAGAUGUGAUUGGCCGUGACUUGAGCACGGAGACGAUCGAUAAGUCCACGGACGUUCAAGCCAACUCCUCCCUUGAUAUCCGUGAUGCGGCUUUUAAAAACACCUGCUACCACCCAAGUACCGAUGUCUCUGUCGGCACUAUUGGCGGGGCUGUCGCGUGUUCCAAGUUCCUAAAAGGUCUUGAUACUAGACAAUGUCAUGCCAAGCGAGGCGGCCUCGUGUUGUGUGAGGAGAAAGGGACGGUCAUCACGGCUUAUGCCAAAGAUACUUCAGUCUCAUCGUGGUGUAAGCACGUUGCGGCUGGGAUCGAUUGGAUGGUGGAACACUGCGCUACCUGCAAAGGGGAUGACUGCAAAAUUGCCGGUAUGUUGUAGCUCCGUUUUGGAUCAUAUUAUGCUUCAACUUGUGCUCUACGCGGCGUGAGAUGUAGGGAAUACCUAACCGGUUUUCUGGUAUUGAAAUAGGCAUGGCGGCGGCUUAUGGGAACGGAGACUAUCGCAUCAGACUCUCGGGUUAGUAACGCGGCUUGUCUUUUAAGAGGAGGAGUGAGGCGGAUUGUGUAAUGAGGUACAAGCUGGGCCAUUUAAAGUAUAGAUAGAGGCCGAAGGAGGUAGCAGGAUUGACUAAAUGGCUGCUAUCUCAACCAUUUUCUUCCCUUCUUUGGAGAGCAGUCGAUGAAAGGUUACAUUUAGGCAGUUCAGCCCUGUGGGGUCUCAUUUGCCUGUAGUUAAGCUUUUGGUGACAGCAGCCUUGGCUGAGCUUGAUGCCGACGAUCACUUUGUUACCAGAGCUGGAUGCUCGGCUGGCACGUUUUCACACCAUCGGCCAAUGGCAAAAGAGUACCUUCAGGAUCUCACAGGCAACGGGCAUCCCAGCGAUGCCAAGAUUGGAUCCCCGAAGGGAAGAUUGUUCAACGUGUUGCAUGUCCGACGGACCAUGCUAAGGCUAUUCCACAAGAUAUGAUGUGUCGAUAUUGUGAAUGCAUCGUCUCGAAUCCGAGUCAGGACAA